UUUUGUACAAAUUUACCGUUUUUUUCUUUACUUACAAUUAAUGUUUUUGAUAUUCUUUAUUAUUUAAAUUAUAUAUUCAUUUAAAUAGCUUGUUGAUACUUUCACUUAAUUUCAUCAUUGACAUGAUACCGAGUUUGGUUUUUAAGAACAACAUCAUUAUUAGAAUCAAAGUUUUGAUUUAUAUCAUUUGUAUAAGUAGUUAUGUGGAAGCUUCGUUGGAGCCAAAGAAUACAAUGAUAAAGUCAAAUACCAAAUCAGAAACAAAUGAAAAAAACAUUAAAGCAUCUACGAAUAUUGACCAAAAUACUCAAGUAUCUACAUUAUAUGGUACAGAGUUAAAUGACUCAAAUAUAAAUUCAACAGAAAGUGACGAAGUUAAAUUGAUUAGAGAAAUAUUUAGGAAGAGAGGUUAUAAUAAAGAAGUCAGACCUGUUGUAAAAAAAGAAGAUGUUGUACAAGUUGUGUUUGAUUUAGCCUAUACACAGUUACUUGAUCUGGAUGAAAAAAACCAAGUGCUUGUUAGUAAUGUUUGGGUUCGGAUGAGAUGGUACAACGAGCUAUUAAAGUGGAAUAAGGACGAUUUUGGUGGUUUGGAGUCAAUAAAUAUUGAUUCAUCAAAAAUAUGGAUACCAGAUAUUGUUCUUCAAAACAACGCAGAAGAAGCUCUUGGUGCUGGUCAACUUGAUUUGUUUAAUACAAAAGUAAUUUUAAACUACAAUGGAGAAAACCAGUUUUAUGCUCCGGCUAUACUUCGGAGUCGUUGCGAAAUUAACGUGGAAUACUUUCCUUUUGACGAUCAAAAAUGUCAGCUCUCAUUUUUAAGUUUAAGCUAUGACAAAAUGAGGCUUAACAUAAAAAACAAAACCAGUCAGGCUGAUAGAAUAUUUUACCUAGAAAGUGCAGAGUUUGAAUUGCUAAGCACAAAAGCUGAAAACAAAGAAUACUAUCACGGAGACUAUUGUGUGCCAUAUAUGAACGUUGUAUAUACAAUUCAUAUUCGACGAAAAACCUUAUUUUAUUUCAACAACUUAAUUGGUCCGUGUUUUCUCAUUACUAUGUUGUGUUUAUUUACAUUUCUUUUGCCUCCUGAAACUGGUGAACGCAUUACUUUAGUUAUAACUACUCUACUUGCUAUGACGGUUUUUAUGCUGACCAUUGCAGAAAAGACACCAAUAGCAUCAAAAGCAACUCCUUUAGUUACAAAAUUCUUUUUUUCGUCAAUGGUAAUUAUUGGUCUAUCUCUCAUAGCAACCUGUAUAGUAUUAAAUUUGUAUGAAAAUAGAAAUUCACGGAGCACUGCCCCUCGAAUAUUGAGAGUAAUUUUAUUUGAAUACGUAGCUCCCUUUUUAUAUGUGAAUUUUAAUAAAGAUUUAUUACGAUCCAAUAACAUUUUGUAUCAGGUAAAGCAAGGUAAUAUGAAAACUCAAAACGGACACUUAAGUAAACCAUUUUUAUCAAAUAGAGCACAGACAUGGUGUACAAUUCCGCAAAGUCAAAAUCACAUUUUGAGUGUGCCAAAAUGCAUUAUAAAUGGAAUAAAAGUACUUGCUGAUCGAGCUAAAAAACGCAACGAAGAAGAGUUUAAAAGUGAGGAAUGGGUUACAAUUGCAAAGAUUUUUGAUCGAUUGUUUUUUAUAGUUUUUCUUUUCACUAUUGUAUUAUCAGGAGUGUUUAUUUAUUCAAAUCGAUCCUGAUUUAACAUUUUUCAUAUCUGAUUAACAUUUGGUCAACUCAUGAUAAAAUUUAUCAUAUUACUUACAAACUUAUAACAAUGAAGAAGUAGUAAGAGUAUUAGUAAAGUUUGCUGUGAAGACUCACUCUAGCUUUUUUCUAUAUUAUAUAUUAAAUAAAGUUUAUAAAAUGUAAAUUCACGGAGCACUGCCCCUCGAAUAUUGAGAGUAAUUUUAUUUGAAUACGUAGCUCCCUUUUUAUAUGUGAAUAUAAUUUGUUUAAUAUAUAAUGUUGCGUAUAACAUAGCAUAAAUUAUAUUUUGUAACUUAAUAAAAAACUUUAUUUUCUCAUUUUUUUUGUUUUAACUGUAUAUUUUGAUAAUAUGACGUGACUAUAAAAGUCUAUCUGUGACACCAUUGCCUAUAUUU
This is a messenger RNA of Hydra vulgaris (swiftwater hydra), 2099 nucleotides long. RefSeq names its product neuronal acetylcholine receptor subunit alpha-10. Gene Ontology annotation, cellular component: neuron projection; plasma membrane; synapse. NCBI's taxonomy places the organism in Eukaryota, Metazoa, Cnidaria, Hydrozoa, Anthoathecata, Hydridae. The record is from RefSeq and is a predicted model, not a curated record. Gene Ontology annotation, biological process: monoatomic ion transmembrane transport; nervous system process; signal transduction. Gene Ontology annotation, molecular function: transmembrane signaling receptor activity; acetylcholine-gated monoatomic cation-selective channel activity.